UCCUUCACUAGCUAGCAAGCUACUUCCUCCUAUCCACUUCAAUAAUAAUAAUAAUAAUGGCUACUCAUCCCCAGUUAGUUCUACUUCUUGUAUUUGCAGUAGUACUACUUAUUAUAUCCCUCAACUCUUAUGUUACUGCCCUUAACCUCGGCGUUCAAGCUGCUGAUGGCCUUUCCUUGUCCACAGAAUGCAGCAGAACAUGCGAAUCCAAGUUCUGCGGAGUGGCUCCAUUCUUAAGAUACGGGAAAUAUUGUGGGAUUCUGUACAGCGGAUGCCCAGGGGAGAAGCCCUGCGACGCUCUUGAUGCUUGUUGUAUGCAGCAUGAUGAUUGCAUAGGACAAAAUGGCAACAAUUAUUUAAAUGAAGAAUGCAACAAGAACUUGCUGGGAUGUGCAACAAGGGUCAAAAAAUCAAAGGCUCCGACAUUUAAGGGGAACACUUGCAAUGUUGACGAGGUUACGGACGUUAUUAUUGAUGUUGCCAAAGCUGCCAUUAUUGCUGGAAAAAUUGUUAAGAGUCCUUAGAAUUAAAUGAUUUCUCCAUGUAAAAAUGGAAGGUGCUGAGAUGUAUCAAAAAGAAGUUAAAAGUCUUUAUUGCUAUCUGAAUUCAAUUUUUGACUAUGUCAAAUCAACUUAAUUAGUUAAGUUGUCCGCCAAGGACGUUCUGGUCUAAUGGCAUCAAACCCUUCCCUUUAUAUGGGAGGUGGUGGGUUCGAGUCUCAGUGGAGACAAUACUGACUCUUGUGCUUCAAUAGGUUGAGAAAGUAGUUAUGAACAGAUACUGCAUUGUAAUAGAAUUAGUAGCAUCUAUGUGAAACAACUACCAUUUAU
Molecule: messenger RNA, 830 nt
Organism: Ipomoea triloba (trilobed morning glory)
Lineage: Eukaryota; Viridiplantae; Streptophyta; Magnoliopsida; Solanales; Convolvulaceae
Product: phospholipase A2-alpha-like
Exons: 4
Coding region: 57-524 (155 amino acids)
Biological process (GO): phospholipid metabolic process; lipid catabolic process; arachidonate secretion
Molecular function (GO): calcium ion binding; A2-type glycerophospholipase activity
Source: RefSeq, a predicted model, not a curated record